Messenger RNA from Panicum virgatum (switchgrass), 935 nucleotides. Its product is annotated as gamma-soluble NSF attachment protein-like. The transcript has 7 exons. Gene Ontology annotation, molecular function: syntaxin binding; soluble NSF attachment protein activity. Bases 16 to 714 code for a protein of 232 amino acids. The record is from RefSeq and is a predicted model, not a curated record. Lineage: Eukaryota; Viridiplantae; Streptophyta; Magnoliopsida; Poales; Poaceae. Gene Ontology annotation, cellular component: SNARE complex; vacuolar membrane. Gene Ontology annotation, biological process: intracellular protein transport.
UCGAAAGGACAAGAAAUGAUCUCCUCACCAUGGGAUGCCUCUAAGCAUAUGGAAUCUGCUGCUGCUUUAGCGAAGGAGCUUGGAUGCUGGAAUGAAGUAUCUGAUUUCUAUCGUAGAGCUUCAGAAUUAUGCCGCGAAUGUGGAAGGGCCCAACCUGCAUCGGAUGCUCUAGCAAAGGGUGCCAGUGCCUUGGAGGAGAAAUCUCCUGAAGAAGCUAUUAAAAUGUAUGAUGAGGCUUGCACAAUUCUAGAAGACGAUGGGAAGGAACAGAUGGCUUUUGACUUGUAUCGUGCUGCUGCAGCGUUGUACAUUAAGAUGGAGAAGUAUUCAGAUGCCGCUGCUUUCUUUCUAAGACUUGGUUCUGCUGCCGAUAAGUGCAAUGCCAUGAACAGCCAAUGCAAGGCUUAUCUGAGUGCGAUCAUCAUCUACCUUUACGCGCAUGAUUUUCAGCAAGCUCAGAAAUGCUACAAUGACUGCUCAGAGGUUCAAGCCUUCCUCAAUAGCGAUCAGAACCGAUGUGCAACGAAACUGUUAUCCGCUUAUGAGGAAGGUGAUGCUGAAGAAAUCAAACGUAUUGGUCAAUCGAGUGCCUUCAAUCACCUUGACCAUGUGGUGAUUAGGCUCGCAAGGAAGCUACCAACAGGUGAUCUGCAGGCCAUUAAGAAAGCAGCUGAUGAUGGCGAGGACUCCUUGGACGAGGAUGACCUAACUUAAAACGAACUUCCAAGGUCAAAAUGCGGAGAUCAAACAGGCGAAGGGACACUCAAAGUAUGCCAUCAAUGAGCAGGAACAGUCGUAAAAAGAAGUAAUGUGAAUUACAUACUAAAAACUUGUGGGCGGCAUCUGUAUCAUGAAAUUUGUCACGCUUAGUUCUGCUACAUAUCUACAUAUCUAUUGGUUCGGUGGUAUUGAGACUAUUGGUAUAUGUUUAUGUU